AUGCCGCUACAACCUCGUCCGAUCACCCUGUCGCUCAGACAGGCCUGUCUGUACCAUGUCCGCCGACCACGACUGAAUCUGCUGGCGGAGGUGCACAUCCGUCGCCAGCAGUUCUCCAACACCGCGUACCACCACCAAGACGCAAAGGCCGCCGAGGCUGCUGUACCGCUCCGCAAACAGUUGAAAGAGGAGGCAAAGCAGCGGAAGAAGUCUGCCAAAGCUGCUGGGAAAGGAAACAACGAAGUCAACACACUGCUGGACAAGUGGGAGUUGACAGUCGGUAUCGAAGUGCACGCUGAGCUGAACACUGCCCACAAGCUCUUCUCGACUGCUCGAACCUCUGUCAAUGCCGAACCCAAUGAACAUGUCGCUCGCUUUGAUGUUGCUCUUCCAGGAGCCCAACCGGCAUUCCAGAAGGCUACUCUAAUCCCAGCUCUGCGUGCUGCUCUGGCCAUGAACUGUGACAUACAAUCUCGCAGUAGCUGGGAUCGCAAGCACUAUUUCUACCAGGACCAGCCGAAUGGCUAUCAGAUAACUCAAUACUAUGGUACGCUACAGAAACUGUCCGCAUGUUGCUUUUUGCUGACUCUCUUCANNGAACCCUUCGCCCGUAAUGGUUCCUUGACCCUGACCUUGGAAGAUGGCAUCGACCCGAACGACAUUACUGAGCCAAAAGGAAGUGCAGAAAGCACAAGUCUCACAAUUGGUAUCAAGCAGAUACAGAUGGAGCAAGACACAGCAAAGACUGCUUUACAGCCUCCUUCAACAUACCUCCUGGACUUCAACCGUGUCUCACAUCCUCUGAUCGAGAUCAUCACCCUACCCCAGAUACAUUCGCCCGCCACUGCUGCCGCAACUGUUCGUAAGAUACAAUCUCUGCUCAAAGCCGUCGACUCUUGUGUUGCCGGCAUGGAAAUGGGUGGUCUGAGAGCCGAUGUCAACGUCAGUGUCAGACAACGAGGAUCCACAGGCGACAACAACGAGUACUCCGGCGUCACAGGUCUAGGCACAAGAACCGAAAUCAAAAACCUGAGUUCGUUCAAAGCAGUCGAGGAUGCUGUGACCGCAGAGCGAGAUCGCCAAAUCAAGGUUCUUGAAGCUGGAGGUGUCAUCGAGGGCGAAACAAGAGGUUGGACCAUCGGCAGCACGGAAACAACUCGUCUUCGAAGUAAAGAAGGAGAGGUCGAUUAUCGAUACAUGCCAGAUCCUGACUUGCCUCCUGUUCUGAUUUCGAACGAGCUGGUGGACCAUCUCAGAAAGACCUUACCAGAGUUGCCAGAUUCAACGGUUCUGAGGACAAUCAACGAUUUUGGUCUGUCCACGAAGGACGCAAAAACACUUUUCUCGCUAGACGAUGGUGAGAGACUUGAGUAUUGUGCUGAGACAAUUGAGCUGGUUCAGGCAAAACUUUCUGCUCAAGACUCGAUGGAUGGUCAGGACCAAGCCAAGGUCGGCAAACUGGUUGCCAACUGGGUCUUGCACGAGAUUGGUGGUCUGCUUGCUUCAGAUGGUCGCGAAUGGUCAGAUCUCACGAUCACAACUGAGGAGCUUGCCUCUCUGCUAGCGAACCUUCUGUCGAAGCAAAUCACUGCUCGUGUGGGUAAGCAGAUCCUCCAGCAAUUGUAUGAAGAGGAUGCCGAUGAGAGAAUGUCUGUCGAUACUCGUAUUGACGAAGGCAACCUCCGCCUACGCCCCAUCAGCAGAGAGGAGUACAUCGAGCUCGCUCAGUCAAUCAUGGACGAGAACCCGAACAUGGUCAGUGCCGUCCGCGACAAAGGACAAAAAGGCAAGACCAUGUGGUUCGUCGGUCAAAUGAUCAGAAGAGCAGAAGAAGGCACAGUAGAAGCCGAAAAGGCAAAAGAAAUCAUCGAGGAGCUUCUGUUUCCAUGA
Messenger RNA from Aureobasidium musti, 1890 nucleotides. Lineage: Eukaryota; Fungi; Ascomycota; Dothideomycetes; Dothideales; Saccotheciaceae. The record is from the annotation of a GenBank genome assembly.